This is a messenger RNA of Elgaria multicarinata webbii, 2120 nucleotides long. RefSeq names its product glycoprotein nmb (gene GPNMB). Gene Ontology annotation, cellular component: plasma membrane. The record is from RefSeq and is a predicted model, not a curated record. The transcript has 11 exons. Gene Ontology annotation, molecular function: integrin binding. Lineage: Eukaryota; Metazoa; Chordata; Lepidosauria; Squamata; Anguidae. Gene Ontology annotation, biological process: cell adhesion. The coding region runs from base 159 to 1874 and encodes 571 amino acids.
GCCAUCACAUGAUGAGCCCCAGGUCCUUAAUUUAAUCAGAGAGGAGGAGAGCAGCAGGGAAGCAUUUUUCCCAGUUCUAGUCUGAAGAGGUUCGGAGAAACAGCAAGUGAACCUGUACAAGUUCUGUGAUCCGGGUGUCCAGCUGUAUCUGUGCAAUCAUGAAGUGGGCUUGCCUCUGCCUCCUCCUCGGGUACCUGCUCAUGGCUGAAGGAGUUCUAUCUGCUGUGGCCACCAAACAAUUUCGAGAUGUGAUGAGACGAGGAAGAGUUUCUUCUCACAACAAGUUCCAUGGCAGGCUAAAUAGCUGGUCUUCUGACCACAAUAACUGGAAUGACAAACUUUACCCUUACUGGGAAGAAGGAGACCCCAGAUGGAAAGACUGCUGGAAAGGGGGAAGAGUAAUGGCCAAUUUGACCAGUGACAGCCCAACUCUGAUAGGAGCCAAUGUGACCUUUCGUGUGAGCCUGAUGUUUCCCAGAUGUCAGAGAGAAGACAAUGACUGCAAUAUAGUAUAUGAUAGGAACUGCAUAAAUGGUUCUUCAGAUUAUUCAAACCUUCCUGACCAGUAUGUUUACAACUGGACUGCAUGGAUUGAUGAUUGUGGCUGGCCAAAUUGCACACAUAACAACAGCCACAAUGUGUUCCCAGAUGGGAGACCUUUUCCCCGUGGUCAUGACUGGAGGAGAAGAAACUUUAUCUAUGUGUUUCACACUCUCGGCCAGUAUUAUCAAAGGACAGGAGGUUCUUCAGCAAGUGUGUCCAUUAACACAAUAAAUAUCACGCUUGGCAAACAAAUUAUGGAAGUGUCAGUCUACAGAAGGGGUUAUCGAUCAUAUGUACCAGUAACUUCAGCAAGUGUGGUUUAUGUUGUAACAGAUAAAAUCCCCUUCUAUGUGAACAUAUCCCAGAAAAAUGAUCGCAAUGCCUCAGACCAUAUCUUCAUCAAAGAUAUCCCUAUCACGUUUGAUGUCCAGCUUCACGAUCCCUCCAACUACCUGAACCACUCUUUUAUUUCCUACCACUGGAACUAUGGAGAUGGCAGUGGUUCAUUCGUUUCCAACAGUUCCACUUCAAUGCACACGUAUGCUCUCCUGGGAAAUUUCAGUUUUGAUCUGUCUGUUGAAGCUUUUAUACCUGUACCUUGUGGGCCAGUGACGUCACCACCACCACGACCAGCAGUAACCACACAACUGCCUUCUAAUAUGACAACUCCCACUACUAACAGUUUCACAGGGCUGCCAACAGGACAGGCUCCUGCUGAUGGAUGCCAUAUUACUCGGUAUGGACCUUACUCGUCAUCACUCUUCAUUGCAGAGGGAAUCCUGGGGGUGAGUAUUAUCCAAAUGACAAGUGUCCAGGUGGCAGCUACUGAGACGGAGAACUCCGUAGUUGAUUUUACAGUCACAUGUCAAGGAAGUCUCCCUACAGAUGCCUGCACAAUGAUUGCUGACCCCACGUGCCAGCUCUUACAGAGUGAGGCAUGCGACCCUGUCGACAUCACUGAUGAUGAGUGCCUGCUGACGAUAAGAAGAGCCUUCAACGAAUCUGGAACUUAUUGUGUCAACAUCACACUGGGCGAUGCGACCAGCCUGGCUCUCACAAGCACUCUGAUCUCCAUCAAUGGAGAUCCAGGGCCAUUUUCAAGAACAGCAGAAGGUGUUCUGAUUGCCUGUGGUUUCGUGGUGGUCUUUGCUGUUGCCUUGACUUUCUUCCUUUACAAGAGAUAUAAAGAAUACAAGCCUAUUGAAAGGAAAACAGGACAAGAGGCAACUAGCGAAGGACUGAGUGUUUACUUCAAUAAUGUCAAGGCUGUUCUCUUCCCAGCAAACAAUGAGAAAGAUCCUCUGUUGAAAAGCAAGCCAGGAAUCGUCUAACUGUUCAGUAUAACCUCUUACAUUUACAUAAAUUUGGGGCUUUACAACAAUGGAAGAAUAGUUUUAAGUGUUAAAAUGAGGUGUUAGAUGGUCAGCUUGCAGUACACACAAGGAAACGGCUGCUGUUCAGUUCAUUUGGAAGUAUAAAAUGGCAUCUUGUGGAGAAAUUGGAACAUUUUAUUCGCUUAUGUUCAUGGAUAUGCUAUAGUAUAUUAGCUAACAAUAAAUCAUUUAAACUGGGUAUUA